Molecule: messenger RNA, 792 nt
Organism: Hylaeus anthracinus
Lineage: Eukaryota; Metazoa; Arthropoda; Insecta; Hymenoptera; Colletidae
Product: SOSS complex subunit C
Exons: 3
Coding region: 484-792 (102 amino acids)
Biological process (GO): DNA repair
Cellular component (GO): nucleus; nucleoplasm; SOSS complex
Source: RefSeq, a predicted model, not a curated record
UAAUAGCCCAUAAUGACCACUAGGGAGUUUUUUAUUAAUUUUAUUUACAUCUGAGAGAGAGAUUAAACGAUCUUAAAAUAUCGCAAUAAUAUUUCGGGGGCAUUGAAUGAAUACCGAUAUCGUAGAAGCUUUUAAGAUUUUAUCUAAAUGGAAAUAUACUUAUGACACUGAUAUUAGAGAAGUAAAGUGACGUUUUCAAAGUUUGUUCGUUUAAAGAGGUUAAGGUAACGCACAGUUAUUCCGAAAUGUAAACAUUGUCAAAAUAUUGAUAUUUCGUUCGAAGGCAUCGACCUAUUCGCGAUCGAAGUAUUUAUGCUAAGUACAUAUUUUUUUGUAUUUUUUUUUAAACUAGAAUUGACGGAUAGAUUAAAAGCGAGCGACAGUGUAACCUGUUUCCGAUUAGGCAUUUGUCUUUUCGUUCCAUAAACUGGAGGAAUUGUAAAACUUAUUCUCCUAUUUCGAAACAAGGAAUCUAAAUUUUUGAUGGCUUUUUCACAAUCAAAUUCAAGAGAAUUGCAAAACAGAAAAAUCUUAGAAGAAUUACAACUGAAGAAGCAGAUGCUAUUAAAACAAGGUGUGGCACCAACAUUGAAUGCUUCAUUAGCUGUUACAUCAACAGGUUCUCCUUCUAGUUUGCCUUCCACACAACCCACUGAUGGUGUUGCAAUGAGUGCAUCGCAAAGAGCUGCCUUGCAUAAUGCACAUGCAGCCUCAUCAGGAUACUUUGUGACACAGGACUCUUCUUUUGGCAAUCUAAUUUUACCUGUGCUUCCCAGGUUUGAUACUAAAUAA